Messenger RNA from Pseudophryne corroboree (corroboree frog), 1860 nucleotides. It is a transcript of the gene RYBP, whose product is annotated as RING1 and YY1 binding protein. The record is from RefSeq and is a predicted model, not a curated record. Bases 284 to 1576 code for a protein of 430 amino acids. Lineage: Eukaryota; Metazoa; Chordata; Amphibia; Anura; Myobatrachidae. Gene Ontology annotation, molecular function: transcription coregulator activity; DNA binding. Gene Ontology annotation, biological process: positive regulation of DNA-templated transcription. The transcript has 5 exons. Gene Ontology annotation, cellular component: nucleus.
GACGUCACGCCGGCGGUGCCCCGCCCUUCCUUCCGUCCCCGAGUGACUGGUCUGUGUGUGCGGCAGUCUGGCAGCGGCAGCGGCGGCGGCGGAGGAGGAGGAGAGCACGGCUGGGGCUGCUCCCGGUCCCCCCCAUCACUCCACCGGCAUCCCUCAUACAGCCCGCACAGCUACACCUCCCCCCGGAGCCCCCCUCCCUCCAAUCCCUAUCUAUAGGUGUGGGGGGGUCCCUGCAGGACGCGAGAGGGGGGAGGGUGCACCAGGCGUGGAUUCUCUCACAUUCAUGAUUAUGGGCGACAAGAAGAGCCCGACCAGGCCAAAACGGCAAGCUAAGCCUUCAGCCGAUGAGGGAUAUUGGGAUUGUAGCGUGUGCACUUUUAAGAACAGUGCUGAAGCUUUUAAAUGCAAUAUCUGCGAUGUCCGCAAAGGAACUUCUACCAGGAAGCCCAGAAUAAACUCGCAGUUAGUUGCCCAGCAAGUUGCCCAACAGUAUGCCACACCACCACCUCCGAAAAAGGAAAAAAAAGAAAAGAUGGAAAAACCCGAGAGGGAGAAAACCGACCGAGAAAAAGUAGAAAAGGACAGGCCUGAGAAGGACAAGUUGGACCGGGAUAAAGUGGACCGGGACAAGUUGGACCAGGACAAGAUGGACCAGGACAAGAUGGACCAGGACAAGAUGGACCGAGAGCAACUAGAUCGCGAGAAGCUGGACCGAGAGAGGCUAGAUCGUGAAAAGAUAGAUCGAGAGAGACUGGACCGCGAGAAGCUGGACAGAGAGAGGCUGGAUCGUGAAAAGAUGGACCGAGAGAGGCUGGAUCGAGAGAAGAUGGACAGGGAGAAAAAUGACCGCGAGAAGCACGAUAGGGAGAGGCUGGACAAGGACAAGAAGGACCGAGAAAAGCUGGACAAGGACAAGAAGGACCGAGAAAAGCUGGACAAGGACAAGAAGGACCGAGAAAAGCUGGACAAGGACAAGAAGGACCGAGAAAAGCUGGACAAGGACAAGAAGGACCGAGAAAAGCUGGACAAGGACAAGAAGGACCGAGAAAAGCUGGACAAGGACAAGAAGGACCGAGAAAAGCUGGAUAAGGACAAACCAGAAAAAGAGAAAAUUGAAAAAGAGAAACCAGAAAAAGAACAUAAAGUGGAAAGAGAGAGACACGAAAAGCCAGAAAUUAAUAUAACUGCAAGUGUUGUCAAAAAGACCACUAAUAAAAAGACCAGACCAAAGCUGGAUAUUCACAGAGACCCACAAAACGAAGUGAACAGUAUUCAGUCUGCAAACGCUACAACGAAGAUCAGCAACUUUAAUCACACUUCAAGACCCAGACUGAAGAACGUGGACAGGAGUACUGCACAGCAGCUCGCAGUAACAGUGGGCAACGUGACCGUAAUAAUCACAGACUUUAAAGAAAAGACUCGUACCUCCUCCACCUCGUCAUCCACAGUCACAUCCAGCGCAGGCUCGGAACAGCAGAACCAGAGCGGUUCCGGAUCGGAAUGCACAGACAAGGGUUCCUCCCGUUCUUCAACACCUAAGGGCGACCUCUCUGUUGUGAAUGACGAGUCUUUCUGAAGAAAAAAAUAAAAAGGAAAAAAAUAUUGCACAUACAUUUGGCAGAAGAGACUCUGAAUCGGGGCCAGGAGUUCCCAGACCCCCAACUGCCUCUGUCUGUUUAUAUUCCUGGAUUAUUAUUAUUAUAAUAUUAUAUAUAUUAUAUAUUUUUUUUUUUAUUAUUUGUUCAGACUGAAUUUUUUUUCCCCACUCCUUUUCUGGACCCCAACCUGUUGCGUUCUCUGCUAGGACAAUUCUCCUCAAACUCCGGAUUGUGGCAACCAUAAACUUCGUACCCUCAACAA